AUGCAAAACGAACAAGGUCUUCAAAUUGAUCUUUAUAAUCCCAGAAAGUGUUCAAUCACCAAUCGGCUUAUCACUGCCAAAGACCAUGCGUCAGUUCAAAUUAUUGUAGGUGAAGUAGACGAAAAAGGGAUAUACACCGGUAAAAAUGUACAAUAUGAAUUAAGUGGGUUCGUUCGUCGUUCAGGUGAAGCUGAUGAUUCUUUAAAUCAUUUGGCGACAAAACAUGGAUUAGCUAGAAAUGAUGUAGCAGUAAUUGGAUGGAUUUCAGAACAACUAUCACAACCAUCAGGAUUUGUUAUUUCAAAUUUAAAUUUAAAAAAUGGAUUUAAAGAAAAUGAGAAAUUUGUAAAAUUCUUACAUCAAGUUAUAGCGGAUAAUGUAGCCUUUGUUGAUCCUCAAUUACAAGCGUUGGCUAAAUAUCAAAAAAAUGGCUGGCUUAAUAUUUCUGAUAACAGAGAUCCACCACCAUGGGGUCGUAUUCCAUAUCCGGAAAAUAUAUUUGGAGUAAUAGAAUUAAGAGAUGGACAAAUUAUUCACGGAACAUAUCAACCUAUGCCUACUCAUCGUAUAGUUACCACUAAAGGAGUUUUCAUGUUGAGUGAUCCGCUUCAUCAAAAAUUAUUGGAAAAAUUGAAUGAAAUUUGUAAAUAA
Messenger RNA from Diversispora eburnea, 651 nucleotides. The record is from the annotation of a GenBank genome assembly. NCBI's taxonomy places the organism in Eukaryota, Fungi, Glomeromycota, Glomeromycetes, Diversisporales, Diversisporaceae.